AGGAGAUCAGAAAGAGCACAAAUAAAGAUUGCCGACGAAAGUUCCUUUCAUGGCGCCAUUGGCCAGGUAAUGGCGGCCUCAUCUCACAGCGAUUCAAAGGAAAAAGCAUUAUGGAUGGAGUCUGCCUGA
Messenger RNA from Acaulospora colombiana, 129 nucleotides. The record is from the annotation of a GenBank genome assembly. NCBI's taxonomy places the organism in Eukaryota, Fungi, Glomeromycota, Glomeromycetes, Diversisporales, Acaulosporaceae.